Molecule: messenger RNA, 448 nt
Organism: Dentiscutata erythropus
Lineage: Eukaryota; Fungi; Glomeromycota; Glomeromycetes; Diversisporales; Gigasporaceae
Source: the annotation of a GenBank genome assembly
AUGUCAAAUGAUAUUCUGGGACCUUUGCUUUUCGAUUCAUGUGCUUCUAUAUAUAACGAAGAUAUUGAUAUAAUUCAUAUAUUUUCAAGCCACUGCGAUAAACCUGUAACCAUGUCAAAUGAUAUUUUGGGACCUUUGUCCUUCGAUUCAUGUACUUCAACAUAUGUAACCUAUAUAUCUUCAAGUCACUGUGAUAGACCUAUGCUCAUAUCAAAUAAUAAUUUGGAACCUUUACUUUUCGAUCUUUGUAUAUAUGAGGAAGAAGAAGAUAAAUUAGUUGAAGGAGAUGGUAAAUUAGCACUUACUUAUCAUGUACAUAUAGCGCAAAAGCAAUAUUGUAAUAACCAAGAAUUUAUACAUUCAGCUUAUGAACAACUAAACGAUGAUGAAUUUGAUAGUGCUAACGAAACUGAUGAUUUUACAAUUAAAAAUAGUGCUGAAUUUCCUA